GACAGCAGACGCGCCAUGGAAGGGACGGCGGAGAAAGACGGGAGCGGUACGCCUGCGUUUCCAAACCCCGACGUCUGCAAUGACCCUACGGCUCCAAGCGCCAUGGGCAGCCCAGCCCGGGGUCCUUUCGCGGUGUCGUCGCGAUUUGAGUGUAUGAGGUCCCCGGCGGAGCGAGAUGUGCGGCUGGAGGUGCCGGUGACAGGAGGAGAGAUGGAGACAGGCAGGGUGCUGAGCUCCGGGGGGCUCCGGCUCUUGGCCUGCUUCCUGGGAGUGUUUGUCUGUUACUUCUACUACGGCAUCUUACAGGAGACCAUAACACGCGGGACGUACGGAGAGGGGGAGAAGCAGGAGAAGUUCCGUUUUGCCCUGUCGCUUGUGUUUGUUCAGUGCGUUGUAAAUGCUUUAUUUGCCAAAUUUUUGAUCAGCUUUUUUGAUUCCGGGAAGGCUGACCGCACACAGAGCUGGCUCUAUGCGGCCUGUUCCCUGUCAUACCUGGGCGCCAUGGUGUCCAGCAACUCAGCACUCCAGUAUGUCAACUACCCCACGCAGGUUUUGGGGAAGUCCUGCAAACCUAUACCAGUCAUGCUUCUUGGAGUGACCAUCCUCAGAAAGAGAUAUCCUCUCACCAAGUACCUGUGUGUCCUCCUCAUAGUCCUGGGGGUCGCGCUGUUCAUGUACAAGCCCAAGAAGGCUGAUCCUACCAGUGAUGACCACCUCUUUGGUUAUGGAGAAUUCCUGCUGCUCCUGUCUCUGACGUUGGACGGACUGACGGGGGUGUCCCAGGAUCAUAUGCGGGCAAACUUCCAGACGGGCUCCAACCAGAUGAUGCUUCACAUCAACCUGUGGUCCAGCUUAUUCCUGGGAGCAGGUAUUGUGUUCACCGGGGAGGUCUGGGAGUUCCUGAGCUUCACGGAAAGGUACCCGAGUAUCAUCUACAACAUUCUGCUCUUCAGCCUCACCAGUGCACUGGGCCAGACCUUCAUCUUUAUGACGGUGGUGUAUUUUGGUCCCCUGACGUGUUCUAUCAUUACGACCACUCGGAAGUUCUUCACCAUCUUGGCCUCGGUUAUAUUAUUCUCCAACCCGAUCAGCGGCCUGCAGUGGAUGGGGACCAUGCUGGUGUUUCUCGGUUUAGGACUCGAUGCCAGGUUUGGAAAAGGAUCCAAGAAGCCGUCUCACUGACGCCUCAUUCCAGGAGCCUUCUUUAAGUGACGUGAUCUGACCUCAUUCACUGUUCUUCAAUAAUCUGUUUUUUUUUUUUUACCAGAAAUGUGGGUUUUGGACUAAUUUUAUUCAUGGAAUUUUAAGUCAGAGUGGGGAGGGGGAAUAUUAAAAGAUGUCGAAACAC
Messenger RNA from Spea bombifrons (plains spadefoot toad), 1348 nucleotides. It is a transcript of the gene SLC35B1, whose product is annotated as solute carrier family 35 member B1. The coding region runs from base 16 to 1182 and encodes 388 amino acids. Gene Ontology annotation, biological process: UDP-galactose transmembrane transport. The transcript has 10 exons. The record is from RefSeq and is a predicted model, not a curated record. Lineage: Eukaryota; Metazoa; Chordata; Amphibia; Anura; Pelobatidae. Gene Ontology annotation, molecular function: UDP-galactose transmembrane transporter activity; UDP-glucose transmembrane transporter activity. Gene Ontology annotation, cellular component: endoplasmic reticulum membrane; Golgi membrane.